GUGCGAGUCUGGCGUUACCUGAAAGGCAAAGACAUCGUCACUCAUGAGAUCCUCCUGGAUGGUGGGAACAAGGUGGUUAUCGGUGGCUUCGGGGACCCAUUAAUCUGCGACAACCAAGUCUCGACUGGGGACACGCGGAUUUUCUUCGUCAACCCUGCCCCGCAGUACAUGUGGCCAGCACACCGCAACGAGCUGAUGCUCAACUCCAGCCUGAUGCGGAUAACGCUGCGCAACCUGGAGGAGGUGGAGCACUGUGUGGAAG
Tauraco erythrolophus (red-crested turaco) is the source of this 262-nucleotide messenger RNA. Lineage: Eukaryota; Metazoa; Chordata; Aves; Musophagiformes; Musophagidae. The record is from RefSeq and is a predicted model, not a curated record.